AACGUUAGUGAAGUCUGAGAAAGGCGCUAGCAGACCCACCGUUUCAUUUGGUCUUCAUUGUCAUAAGUGUGCACGAUGUUUGAUAGAUUACCUUUGUGCUUAUCACGUUACGCAAAAAUGUGGCGCACAUUUUGUUUAUUUUUCACUUACGUUUGCAUUGAAGCACAUUUGUGACGCACACUUCAAUGAACGUGCUGUUUUAAUGUGGAUACCUUGAUUUCUCUAGUAUGAAGAUACCAACCUGAUACUUUUUAACAUCAAAGGCAGUGCAUGACAUAUUUUGGCGAAAUGCUUAAUCUCAACCACUCCUAAAAAAAUUCGAAAAGUUUCCAUAACGCUAUUUUGUAUAGACAUCUCUACAGUACUCGUGCCGUGCAAUAUUCGGCACGAUCUUAUCACAUUAAACGUUGCCGUUCUUAGUAGACUCAUAUCUCUUCAUACAAAUUACAGAUUCUGAGUUUUGUAUGGAAAAAUAAUCGUUUCCUGAUGAAGUUAGGUGUAUCGUUACAACUCUAGUUGCUCUUCAUGGGUAAAUGCGCAGAUGUAGCGUAAUUCUCACAACAGAUUGGUUGACAUGUAUAGGCUUGAAUACUUAGCUUCUUCCAGGUAUGUGCUACUGUUCUAGCUGUCCAAUAACAAUGCUGAAUUUUCCAAUGAACAUAAACGUCUUGUUUCCAAGACGAAGAAGUGAUUAACCAAUAUUGAUACAGUUAGCUGCACUCGAAGUUGUUUUCACUGAGGCUAGAUACAGAUAAGCGACGUUCACUCACUGCCAUACAAACUAGCUGACCGUAUUAUUAAUCAUUUCCGUGGUACUGAUUUGCCAUAAGUAUUUGGUUUGUAAAGUAUGUCAGUUACGAAGUGGUUCGUAUGCAUCCACUUAUUUGUUUCCCUCUAGAUCUUCGUCUUCGUUCACCUUCAUACAUACCUUUUUAUUGUUAUCUGGAAUUGUUCUCACUGUUAGUUCUUAUCAUUGCUAUUAAAGUUAUUCCGACCCAUAUACUGCUUAUCUUGCUAGAUUAAUUUCAUUGUGCUGAUGUCGUUUGGAAAAUUGGGUUAACUCAACUUUCCUAAUCUCCACAUUGUUCGUCUGACCGACUCUGGUAACGAUGACUAUUUUAUUAUCCCUAAGUCAUGAGUUUAGUUUGAAAUUUGAUAUUUGGUUGCUGAGGUUCUUCAGCGUAUGUCAUCUUACGGAUGACAAGUUUGUUAUUAAACUAAAACGAGCUGCAGUUUAGUCAUGCUAAGUAGUAUAAAGACCUGAGUAGCUCACCCGACAUCUGUAUGCAGUAUAUGUGGUUUAAUAUUUUUCUCGCAAAAAUUUGUGGAUUUUUUACCAUGUAUUCACCAUCAUAUUUACUACAUGUAAGUAAAAAUCUUUUUCGCAGAUAACAGUUUCCGAAAGACAGUAUCCAAUAAAUCUAUGUUAUUCAUGUAGAUGAACUUUAUAGCUCUUCAACACCAAAACUGUUGUUGUAUGGUUGCGCGUGCGUGACUUGCUGCGACAUGUGCCGUCUAAGCAAGUUUCUUAAUUAUUUUAACUGAUCUAGCCUCGUACAUUAUUCGACUAUAUUAUAACUUAAAAGCAUCCAUCUGUUAGCUUCUGUAUAUGAAUGACAUACCUGGUUGCAUGCAACAUUUCUUUUAAAUGAUCUUGGAUUUAUUAAUCUGGUUCAUAAAAGAAUAUUUAAUGCCAUUCUAUAGGGCGACGUUACCACAUUCACAUACUUAUUACCUACAAUAAUGUUGAUUCUUUGAGUUAAAUAGUGUACAGCGGUCACAGAAAUUAGUACACGCCCGAUAAAAUGAGACGGAGGUUCAUCACCAUAAACUUUGUUGCUUAACAAAUCCCUACCCACUGGUAACCUUAAUAAAUUUGCUGGGAAAAAUUUACUUAAUAUGGUUGUUGACAUGUAAUCCAUUCAAACACAAGGUAUUAACGUCUUUGAAUUCAUGAGGAUGAUUAAUGUUGGUAGUACAUUUUACAAGUCUCUAGUGCCACUUCUGUACAGAAGCUAACAGAUGGAUGCUUUUAAGGUUCAAUAUAGUUGAGUAGUGUUUGGAGAUAGAGCAGUCAGAAUAAUAACAAAGCUUGCUCAGAAAAUGGAUUUCGUAACAUAUCCCAGUUGACACAACCAGUAAGCAUCUAUUAGUCUUAUCCGACUUCUGAUUUGAGAUUAGUUGUACUCCGAAUAUUUAAUCAUAUCCGGACAUACUUAUGUUAUUGAUGUCAUACCGACUAUAAUCCUGACUGUCUAGUUUUUUUUUGCUUAAUCCCAGCUGAAGUCUCAUUUUGUACACUGUCUAUAGAUCGAGUUUGUGACCCACCAGUUACCCAAACAUCAUGCAAUGUAUCCAUAACCUCUCCACUUGCAUAGUCAACUGACCUGGCAUUUGCUGUUGCAAUUCACUGCAUAGGCUUCAACCCCGUUACUCAAUCUUAUCACACAUAAAUAGACACCCAAUAUAUAGUAAUAGUGGACUCAUAUUAACAGGGUACUGGCAUAAAUACAAAAUGUUGAACUUUUGCCAGUUUGCUCUACCAGUGUAUCAGAUGAGUUGUCCGUUUGCCUAUCAUAAAGCUAGUAUAGCUACUCAGUACUUUGCUUUGUAUUACUGUGGCAGUGAAGCAUCCUAUUUAAACGCAUAAAACAUAUAAAUACUCAGUCUAGCCUUUAUCAAUUGUAGUGGUUAGGACAUGCAUUACACAUUCACAGUAAUUUGACCCCGAUGCACUAGAGUAGCCUAUAAUAUGAUGGAACCGAAAGAUGGAAUAGCAUCCUUCCAUAAACUUAUAUGAUCAUUCAAAGUAAAUCUCAAUUCAGAGUCUAAUAUCAUUACAUUUAUUUCUGACCUCUAUUGUUAAUUUUAGUAACUUCAUCUUUCCGUUAAUUUCAUCACUGCAUGUUAAAGUGUGAAAGCUGGAGUCUAUAUGUAUGUCUCCUGGAAGUCUGUUCGAUAACCACUAUCAGUGUUUGGUAGGAGGACUUCGAAUGACAUGUCAAAAUCAGUUGCAGGGGAUCAAAUAAAUCCAUUUUUUAAUUCCCUCUUAAAUCUUCAGUUCUAGUAUCUUCAUACACUUCUCUCUAUUCCUUCUUUUCGAUUCAGGUUCUAAAUGUUCCAUCAUUCACUGUAUCACUGAUACUACCAGUAUUCCUAAUUAUUUGUUCAUUCUAUUAGUUUAAUCGUAUGUCUCGCUACGGCUACUUGGUCUAACGCAAAUUUGCAUCAGUCUCCAGGUUAAUCAUGACUCACUAAUUUCCCGAAAAGCUUUAAUAACUUAUUUGUUGAGUUGAAAGAUUUUCUUUCUCUGUGGUUCACAUUCAUAUGGUGCACUUUAGACUGAAGUAAAAACACUUCACUACUGGAAAGAAUAUUCGAUAUUAAUUCGACCAUACUGUUCGAGUUACUAUCGUUGCAUCUCUGGAUAGUUGACACAACCGCUGAACACAAGCUUAGAAAAUUUAUCUCGCUUAAUUUUCAGGUUUUUUUUAUAAAGUCAGUUACCUGAUUUAACAUCUUAGACUGUUAUCACUUGAGGUUAUUCAGUAAAGAAGGACAGGGUGGUUGAUUUUAAAUAUCGGUAUGAUAGGAACGUUGAACAUCGGUUCCACAAUAUUCCUUUACAAUUUUGAUUAUUUACACAAUAUUCAGCCUUUUAUUAGUCCGUAGGAUUUUCAUUAUAUUUGUAUCGUUACUUAUCGCUUUUAGAUGAUACAAUUCCGCGUACACGAAAUGCGUCUCAUGGUAAUGACAGUAAUAUUUCAAUAUUAAUCAAGCCUGAGGCUAAUGACGCAUCGACAUCUCAUGUACACCUUGAUAAUCAAACUGUUAUCAGUAGCAUUAAAACCGUUAGUUCUAUGCUGAUUCAUGAUGAUGAUCAUACUGAUAACUUGUUGAGUCAGAAAACAAGUAUUUGCAAAGCCAUUUCAUCAGUUAGGAAUGAUAUUCAAACUUCACCAAAUCCUACUCCAGGCCCUUCACAGACAGUAUGUAUAUCAAAUGUAAUUGGUGCUAGUGCUGAUUUUAUGAAUUCUAAGUAUAGAUCACCAACCACGUCUUACACUUCCUCAGAUCAAAAUAGAUGUUUUAGUGAUAUUUCUGUAAAUCGUACCUCUGGUUCACAAAUUGGGGAUCUCCAUGCACUAUCUGCUUCGUCUAGGCGUAUGACCAUUAUUCAAGAAACACCUCUCGGUACUCACCAUUAUCCUUCGGUUCCUCUCAGUUUAUCAACUAAUGGUCUUAGCGAGUCAUAUAACGAGGAUCCCGUUUUACGAGAGUAUGUUCAUAAAAAAUGUACACUACUAAGAUACCCUAUUCAGUUGGCUUUGGCAAUGUCGAAGUUAUGUUCACCAUCAAAAUUAUCUGACAAACAAGCAAAUUUCUCAGAGUUUAAUAAGACUUCACCUCGUCAGCUUUCCGAUCACGGUUACAUGGAGAUAGAUGCUAGUCAUUUCACUCUAAAUCCAUCUGCAAUACUUGCUAAAAAUAACACUGUGAUGAUAAGUAAUAUGAACCGGCCUCGGACGAAGGCUCAAUUACGUCAUCUGAGUGUUAACAAACCAAGUCACUCAUCAGAAAAGAGAACACAAGAUUUCGCUACACAAUCUGUGAACAAAAUCAUACAAUCAAAGGAAUCUGAAAGCCAUACACCAAUUACGAAUGAAUCAGAUGUAAUUGAGAUUCUUUCUGAUGAAGAGGAAAAAUGUGGUCCAUCCACUCCACAUUACAAAAAUCCGUGUGCUCUUGAAAGCAAUCAACUUCGUCACCGAUCUCGUCAGUUUUGUAAGAAUCUCCGGAAAACAACCAGACCGUCUACAUUAUACAGGUCCCAAGUUACCGCCAACUAUAAAUGGAAAUUGCGGUCAACGGAAGAUUCUGCUGGACUUCGAUUAGUUUCUUCACUUGAUUUCGAUAGAGACCCAGAAGCAAAAUUAUCACAGACUCCACACUGGGUUUAUACUUAUGCAUCAAGAUAUGAAAAAAGUGAAAUGAAAUCUCAUUUGUUACUUGGAGAUGUCUUGCGAAUUUUAUAUUUAUUACUAGUAAAUCGUAGAAAUCAAUUAGUUUUAAGAAAUGUUUUAAAACAUUGUCGACAUUAUUGUCGAAAAAUACCUUCAGGUGAUAUUCAUAUUUAUACAUCAACUGGUUUAUCACCUUUAAGAUCGAUUUCUUUACCACACUAUUCAUGCACUGUUUCAAAAUCUACUCGACUAUUUAUUGUACACUGGUAUUCUGAUAAUAUUUUGAAAGAAAUAUUAGCUGUUACAUAUAGCUGUUUACCGUCACAUGAAACUUGGUACAAUUGUUGUCCAAAAAUGUUGCUCCAUACAUUAUCAUAUUUAAUUUUUAAACCAGAUGCAAAGAAGCGUAUUUUAAACUUUGCAAAAACCUUCUCUAUUAAACAUGGACAAAUUUCAAGUGCGCUUUCGUUGUUACCAAUAAUACAAACAAACCAAAACGAUUCUACGAACAGUUCAUCAGUUUAUAACCUACAUGAUGGCCAUCAUGACUUGGAGUUGUAUACAAAGUUAUCUGAUUGUCUUCCCAAAUCACUUACAACUAUAUUGGAAACGAAUAUCGGUUUGCCCAUUUAUCAUAUUGCGGGAUUUGGAUUGCUUAUUAAUUCUUUUUAUAACACUUGCAUUCAUGUUUUCACUGGUACCAAGCCAAGUGUGCAUCAUAAUUUCAAUCUCCUGUCGGAUGAACGGUUAUGUGUUAAUCUGUUCAUUAUCAUGCAACGUUUACAUCAAGCUGUAUCUAUUUGUUUGUGCAGAUUACGUGAUUCUUAUGCAUCGCUUAUGUCAGCUGGCGCCUGUUUAAGAGCAAGAUAUGAACUUUCAAAAACCCACUGUAGCGACACUCAGCAACUACCUUAUUUACGUAUUGCUCGAGGUCGCGCACGUCUUUUCGAAUCAGAAGCUGUUGCUCGGGAUAAUAUUGGUCGCAUAUUUAAUGAAGAGGUUAACCCUCAUAUUCUCAAUCUAAUAAACCUAUUGGAACGUACAUACCAUAUUUUGCGCCAGUUAACAAAAAAUGCAUUCUUAUUUGGUCCAGUUUACAGUCGGAAUAUUAUGUCUUGCAAUGAUGAAAACUUGACUUUACUAAACUCCAAACAAUGGGUUAUGGAGUCGCUCAAAUAUAUGAAAAAAAUAGUUCAUUUGUCAACUGUUAUACCAAAGUUUAACUUCUCUCUCUUUGUUGAAACAUCUUUUCGUCUAUUUGAAUAUCUAACUAUUGAUGUAACUAGGCAUCUUCAUUUAGUUAUGGAAAAAGUGUUAUCUUUCAAGAAUCGACUAUCACAGACUCAUACAUCCAUUACUAACUCUUGGAUUCCAGCUUACAAAGGUUUAUCCACUGAAGUUAACUCACGUGCUGAUAUUGACUUAAAGUAUUUCUUUUCGUCACUGCAAGGCCAGUAUGAUGUAAUUGAGGUUUGGACUCGACGCCAGCAUGAAGCAGAAUUAAGAUCUAUUGGUAACGAAAUGAUAAACCUUCUCAAGACGCUUGGUAAAUGCUGGAAUUGUCAGUGGCUAUAUAGAAAUUUAAAGUUACCAUGUCCUGUUUUAAGUAUUCCAUACGGUUCUAAAAAUAAUUCAUCUCAUUUACUUCUGAAAGAACCUGGCAUAACUUCGCUAUCAUCUUGGCCACCAGUUCGUCCCAGUUUUAUUCUUACUCAACAUGUAGUCCGAACAAAACCACAGGAACAUACAAAUCAAAACGUAAUUUCUUUCAGCAGUGAUACACAAGAGUUUGUCUAUUCAAAACUGACAUUUUCGCAGGAUACAUCGACUAAAAUGCCCAGUUCUAACCUAAACAUAGAGUUCCCUUCUAUGGUUAAUAAUAAUAGCCAUAAGGCUGAUGCAUGUCAUUUUUCACUGAACAAUAACUUUGUUUGUGAAACGUUGUCUAGCGAUCAGGUCAAUGUUACUUCAGAUUUAAGUGUUGAAUGUCCUGUACCUCAAACUGUCAGUUAUCAUUCUCCUAACUGUGUACCUGAUAUAUAUAUUCUCAACCCUUCUGACCAAUUUCGUUCAGUUGAUAGGACUACGAAUACAUCUACGUUUGCAUCAUCAGAUCUUUGCAGUCAUCGAACUACUGAAAAAUUAUCAAAUACUAAAAGUUUACCUACUCAGUCGACUAUAAAAAACAAUUCAACUUUGUUGAACUCAGACAUCAGAGAAACUAGACACAGUGAUCCACCCUCUUUUGUUACUGCAAAUAGUCCUUUAGUUACUGGUGUCAGUAACAGUAGGUCGGAGUUUGAUUUAACAGACAUCAAUAAAAAAUCGUCUAAAGAAGCAGCCCUGGUGGAAUCAUGUGUUCAAAAUUUGUAUAAACCUUGUCAAGAUCAUCCUACAUCCAUUUUAAGUGACAAUGAAUCAAAAAAGUGUGCCGAUUCAGUUGAUACACAAUAUUUUAAUGCUCAUAAUGAGACAGAUGUUAAUCAAGAUUAUCAGAUUACAGAUGAUAUUUCAUCACCUCUUGAGUGCUUACUCACAGUCUCUCAAGAUAAUGAUCCAUUAUUUCAAAACAAUGCACAAAUAUCAUUUACACCAACUUUCAAGAACUUGACAGCAUGCGAUACCAAUCAAAUGGAGAACGGCUAUUCAGGUCCGUCUUCAGUUGUAGUAAACCAUUCGAUCACAUUUCCAGAGAUUGGUAAUACAGUUAUUCCAAACUCAUCAAACUCACUACAAAAGACUUGUAAUGAACAUGCUGAAAUACCCCCAUAUACAUCUCUAUCCAUUUUUGAUAAAGAUAUCACCACUGGGAAUAGCGCUUCUCCUACUAUUUCUCCCAAUAAUUCUGAUACUCAGAACUCGAAGUCCAAAUUACUUCAGCCUCCACGAGAUGCUCACGAUUUGAAUGGUUUGCUAGAUGAAAGUGUUUCUGUCUCAGCUUCGAAGUUUGAUCUACCCACUUCCUCAAACUCAUGCGAACCAGUUUCCAUAAAUUCUAAAACUAUUUGCGAUCAUCAUGCAAUUAAUUCCAUUUCCGGAGUUGCCUUUGCUGAAUCUCAAAAAUAUUCAUGUCCUCCUCUAGAGGAAAAUAAGUCUAGUAAUAAUUUCAGUUUCAUUAAUAAUAAAAUGAGUAAGCUAAUAGGAUCUACUGAUAUGUGCAAAAAGCAGUCGAAAGAAAAAUCUAUUAAAAAGGUUUGUAUCUACCUAUCGGAUAGGGCUAUUACUAACUCUCCUACUAAAGAUAUUGUGUCUCAAUGUAAUAAUGAAGAAAAUCAUGAAGUAUCGGACGAACCAGAUACUUGUAUAAUGUCCCUUGAUAGACGACGAGCUGCGAAACUUAAACGAAAGUUUAAAAAAAUUAACCACUCAACACUUGAAAUACAAGCAUCCACUACUUCCUCUGAUAUUUCAGAUACUUCUCAGACCAUUUUUGUAAAUGGUAGCGAAACAGCUUCGAAAGAUAUACAAUCAAUGAAUAAUAUAUAUAACAUGCCGAUCACUAAUAGUAGUCUUUCGUUUGAAGGAACUCUGCUUACUUCAUGUAAUUCAACUAACAUCGACAAAACUCACUCAGUAAAUAAAAUUGAACCUAUUACUCCUUGGCUAAAAGAAAAGUAUUUGCAUCCACAAGCUCCUGGUCCAAUUACAGCAGCUAUAUUAGGCCAAUCUGUUCCUGUAUUAUCUUCUGAUAUUUCAAUUGAUCUUACUGUUGAUGAUUAAACUAAGUUUAGUGUUAACAUUGAAUAGCAUCUAAACUAAAUACCGAUCAGAACUUCCAAUACUUACUGAACUUCGUGUAUAAUGUUGUACAUAAUAUUUAUUGCCCUCCAAUUCUUUACCAAGAUUCAUUUUGUGCAUAUCAUUGGAUUUUAUUCUACGUCAACUAUUUUUAUAGUUUCAUUUUAUGAUAUAUUUAUUUCAUUUCAAAGGCUUUUUAAUUAUGUAACGAAUCUCUUGUGGCAUGAUUUUUCGUCCAUUUGUCAACUUGACCAAUAAAAUAGUUCAUCUUCUCGAA
Schistosoma rodhaini is the source of this 8979-nucleotide messenger RNA. The record is from the annotation of a GenBank genome assembly. Lineage: Eukaryota; Metazoa; Platyhelminthes; Trematoda; Strigeidida; Schistosomatidae.